AUGGAUGAUCACGUUCUGGCGAUGAUUGGUGAGGAGAAUAUCUCGGUUCCUAAGCUCAACUCGUGCUCUGCGAGCGGAGGGGGCUCCUGCGUCGUAGAGAAUGGCAAGAAUCCGACCUCUACACUUGGUUUGCCUCCUGCGACCACGUGCGUAGCACACGAUGCGUGCGACAGCAAUUUCGCGGAGCAGAGCGCGCUUCUUGCGGCGGGAGGCAAGCGAAAGCUCGCCGAAUCCGGCGCCGCGUGGGCCAGAGCCACUGGAAACACCGCCGGGGACUACACCGACGGAUCCUGGGAUCCCGUCACCUCCCUCGCGAGCAUCCGUCACGAGUUCGGCGAGCAUGGCGGCGUGAACAUGUCGAUCGAGAACAGCGCGACGUUCACGGUGAUGGAGCCGGAGAGCAUGGCGAAGAUAUUCACGGGGCAGCUGGGGCCGGAUAACGACUUCUUCGUGUACAGCCGGCACUUCAACCCAACGGUCAUGGCGCUGGGCCGGCAGCUCGCGGCGCUCGAGGGCACGGAGUCGGCGUACUGCACGGCCAGCGGCAUGGCCGCGAUCUCCGCUGCCGUGCUGCAGCUGUGCAAGCACGGCGACCGCAUCGUCGCGUCAAACAGGCUGUACGGCGGCACGUUCGCGUUCCUGGACUGCUUCCUCCCGCGCAUGGCGGGCAUCCGCACCACCUUCGUCGACAUCACCGACCUCGCCGCAGUAGAGGCGGCUCUUAGCGGGGACGACGUGGGCCCAACAUGCGAACUCGUCGGCAGCACAGCACCAGGCGCGGCCGCCGCCGUGCGACCCAUCGCAGAGGAGUCUACUGAUGAUCAGACCGCCAGCGGCGUAUGCACCACUUCACUUCCGCCAGGCGGGGAUGGCGGGGAUGACGCGCCAUCUGCUCCCACAGGCGCGCCGCGGCGACAACGGGCGCGCGCGGGGCCGGCGCGGGUGCUGUUCUUCGAGACGAUUUCUGUUGUAGAGGCGUCUCCUCUACUUUGCAAGAACUCUAAGUUGCACUAA
Closterium sp. Naga37s-1 is the source of this 1014-nucleotide messenger RNA. The record is from the annotation of a GenBank genome assembly. Lineage: Eukaryota; Viridiplantae; Streptophyta; Zygnematophyceae; Desmidiales; Closteriaceae.